AUGGAGGGUCGGAAAAACACCUUCGGCAAACACCAGGGACACCACUGGCCAUGGUCACGGUCGUACGCCAGGGAUUCGUCGGUAAUUGUCGGACUAGUGUUGCUGCUGCUGUUGCAAACCAGCGAAGUGGACGGUCGUGCACCGAAGGAACCCUACUAUGGACGCGAAAUCGGACAACUGACGAACUUUGGGCACGGAAUUAAGGGCCGCGUGUACGCCGUCGACGAGUCGACACUGUUUGUCAAAGGAUUCGCCUACGAUGGCAACGCACCGGAUGCGUUCUUCUGGGUUGGCAACUCGCCCCGCCCGAGCCCGGAAGGUUUCAUCAUACCGUACCCGGAGGAGUACAGCGGGAGAGAACCACCUGUACUGCAGCAGCACAACAACACCGACAUCAUCCUCAAACUUCCGAUGGGAAAACGUAUCCGCGACAUUCGUUGGCUUUCGGUCUGGUGCCGUCGGUUUACCGUUGAUUUCGGAGAAAUCUUCAUCCCCCCCGGGCUGGACGUGCCGAAACCGCGCGUCCUGCCCGAGUUCAAGCGGCUCGCUCACGGUCUGCGCUCGAGCAACAUCAGCAUCCUGGACGCGAAGACGUUCUACAUUCCCAACCUGCACUACGACGGUGCCGGGCCGGAUGCGUACUUCUGGGUCGGCAACGGGUCCGAGCCGAACAUCAUGGGCACGAAGGUACCGAACGAGAUCGGCUCGCUGGAACCGCUCCGGGGCUACCAGGGCGAAGACAUCGAGAUCCAGCUGCCCGGCAACCUGACCGUGUACGACAUCGACUGGCUGGCGGUGUGGUGUGUCGAGUACCGGCACAACUUCGGCCACGUCUACAUCCCCAAGGAUCUCGAUGUGCCGCCGGCACUCGGCCAGACGAAGAUAGCGCCGCCAUGGUGGUAUAAGCCGACUACGACGACCUCGUCCUCGGUGGUGACGCAGGGAACCACCCGACCGACCAACGUCAACUGCAAGGAACUGCUGCGUGGCAAGCUCAACGUCAUGUGGGAAGUGAUGGAUGAGUACGUGGUUAUCGAGCUGAUCGGCCGUAUCCAGGAGGAUCAGUACAUGGCGUUCGGUAUCUCCGGUACGCACGGCCGCCCGCAGAUGGUCGGUGCCGACGUGGUGGUCGCGUUCUACGAUCGUCGCCAGCGCCGGUUCCGGGCGGAGGACUACUUCAUGUCUUCGUUGGCACAGUGCGACGGCAAGCUGGGCGUUUGCCCGGACGAGCGGAUCGGUGGCAAGAACGACGUGGAGAUAUUGUCGGGCGAUCGAAGCCAUGGGGUGACGAAGAUCAAGUAUCGUCGCUUACUGCAGACCAACGAGGCCGUCAAUGACCGGGCGUACCCGCUGGAUCGUCAGAUCUCCGUCAUCGCCGCGAUUGGACCGCUGAACUCUCGAGACGAGGCCAAUGCGCACUCGCAUAGCGGCACCGAGGUGACGGUGGAGGACCUUCAGAUUGACUUCGCAUCCAAGAACGAUCAUACCUGUACCGACGCCCUUGACAGCUACGUGGCCCAAGACGGGCCGAAACCAUGGCCGACGCGAACCAUUCUCGGUGAGCGAACGAUUACGGCCCGCAUUGGGCCGACGGGUGGAAAACGCGGAUACACUCCCAUCACCGGCCAUCCGUCCUGGGGUAUCGCGUGGUACAUGAACGACAUGCUCAUCCCGGAGAUCUACGUCGAACGGGGCCAAACGUACACGUUCAUCGUCGAGGGCGGUGACGAGUCAACGCAGCCGGCCAAGUAUCACCCCCUGUAUAUCACCAGCUCCAGCGAGGGCGGUUACGGUCAGCAGUCCGAGGCACAGAAACGCCGUGAAACGGUGUACGCCGGCGUGGAGUACGACUCGGAUGGUUACGCCUAUCCAACCGCAGCCGGACGUUACUGCGAAUGGAAGCACAAAUCCAUCGACCGAUCGAACGAAAUCGCCACAUUCGAGGAGUACAAGAAAACGCUCAACCUGUCCUGCGACGAUCCCAACGGCCAGCCGGCCUAUCUCAACUGGACGGUCGUGGCGGAAACGCCGGACUUGGUGUACUAUCAGUGCUUCACCCAUCGUAACCUCGGCUGGAAGAUUCACGUCGUCAAUCCGGGUGAAACGAGUAAGAUUAGCGGAUCGCAUGAGUUGUACGGUGCUGGGCCAUCGUUCGCGGCCAAACUUUUGCUACUGGCGGUCCUCAUACUAAGUCCCGCCAUCGGGCACAGGCUGGUGAAUGGUUUCUGA
Molecule: messenger RNA, 2229 nt
Organism: Anopheles coustani
Lineage: Eukaryota; Metazoa; Arthropoda; Insecta; Diptera; Culicidae
Product: protein Skeletor, isoforms B/C
Exons: 11
Coding region: 1-2229 (742 amino acids)
Source: RefSeq, a predicted model, not a curated record